Anguilla anguilla (European eel) is the source of this 2903-nucleotide messenger RNA. It is a transcript of the gene mkln1, whose product is annotated as muskelin 1, intracellular mediator containing kelch motifs. Gene Ontology annotation, cellular component: cytoplasm. The coding region runs from base 27 to 2228 and encodes 733 amino acids. NCBI's taxonomy places the organism in Eukaryota, Metazoa, Chordata, Actinopteri, Anguilliformes, Anguillidae. The transcript has 18 exons. The record is from RefSeq and is a predicted model, not a curated record. Gene Ontology annotation, molecular function: protein binding.
CCCCUCGCAUCUUUGCUGGUCGUAAUAUGUGCAACAAGAUGGCGGCCGUUCCAGAGAACAGAGUGCUUUCGUACAGUGUUUUUAAAUGGAGUUCUUACUCCUCAACAUAUCUACCAGAGAAUAUUUUGGUGGACAAACCCAAUGACCAGUCUUCCAGGUGGUCAUCUGAGAGCAACUACCCGCCACAGUACUUAAUUUUAAAACUGGAAAGGCCGGCGAUUGUUCAGAGCAUCACAUUCGGGAAGUAUGAGAAGACUCACGUGUGCAACCUGAAGAAGUUCAAGGUUUUCGGGGGAAUGAGCGAAGAAAACAUGACAGAACUGCUGUCCAGUGGCCUUAAGAACGAUUACAACAAGGAGACCUUUACGCUGAAACACAAGAUCGACGAGCAGAUGUUCCCUUGCAGAUUUGUCAAGAUAGUGCCUCUGAUGUCGUGGGGACCCAGCUUCAACUUCAGCAUCUGGUACAUCGAGCUUCACGGCAUCGACGAGCCAGACGUGGUGCAGCCCUGCCUUAACUGGUACAGCAAGUACCGCGAACAGGAAGCGAUCCGCCUGUGCCUGAAGCACUUCCGGCAGCACAACUACACGGAGGCCUUCGAGUCUCUGCAGAAGAAGACGCGCAUCGCCUUGGAGCACCCAAUGCUGACGGACCUGCACGACAAGCUGGUGCUGAAGGGAGACUUCGACGCCUGCGAGGAGCUCAUCGACAAGGCCGUGAGAGAUGGUCUGUUUAACCACUAUAUCAGCCAGCAGGAGUACAAGCCAAGAUGGAGUCAGAUUAUCCCCAAAAGCAGCAAAGGCGACGGGGACGACAGCAGGCCAGGCAUGAGGGGAGGCCAUCAGAUGGUGAUCGAUGUUCAGACAGAAACGGUGUACCUGUUUGGCGGCUGGGACGGCACUCAAGACCUGGCGGAUUUCUGGGCCUACAGCGUACAGGAGAACCAGUGGGUCUGCAUCUCCAGAGAUACAGAGAAGGAGAGCGGCCCCAGCGCGCGCUCCUGCCACAAGAUGUGCAUCGACUCGCAGCGGCGGCAGAUCUACACGCUGGGCCGCUACCUGGACUCUUCCGUCCGCAACAGCAAGUCCCUGAAGAGCGACUUCUACCGCUACGACAUCGACGCCAACGCCUGGACGCUGCUGAGCGAGGACACGUCGGCCGACGGCGGCCCCAAGCUCGUGUUCGACCAUCAGAUGUGCAUGGACUCGGAGAAGCACAUGAUCUACACGUUCGGCGGGCGCAUCCUGACCUGCAACGGCAGCGUGGAGGACAGCCGCACCUCGGACCCGCAGUUCAGCGGCCUGUACGCCUACCACUGCCAGGCCGCCGCGUGGCGCCUGCUGCGGGAGGACUCCUGCAACGCGGGCCCCGAGGACGUGCAGUCGCGCAUCGGGCACUGCAUGCUGUUCCACACGAGAAACCGAUGCCUGUACGUGUUCGGCGGCCAGAGGUCCAAGACGUACCUGAACGACUUCUUCAGCUACGAUGUGGACGGCGACCACGUGGAGAUCAUUUCGGACGGAACCAAAAAGGACUCCGGCAUGGUCCCCAUGACGGGCUUCACCCAGCGGGCCACCAUCGACCCCGAGCUGAACGAGAUCCACGUGCUGUCCGGCCUCAGCAAGGACAAGGACAAGCGGGAGGAGAACGUCCGCAACUCCUUCUGGAUCUACGAUAUCGCCCGCAACAGCUGGUCGUGUGUCUAUAAGAACGAUCAGACCGUGAAGGAGAACCCCUCUAAGGCAGCACAGGAGGAGGAGCCCUGUCCCCGGUUUGCCCACCAGCUGGUGUAUGAUGAGAUGCACAAGGUGCAUUACCUGUUCGGGGGAAACCCUGGGAAAUCCUGCUCUCCAAAGAUGCGCCUGGACGACUUCUGGUCCCUGAAACUGUGUCGGCCCUCCAAGGAGUACCUUCUCCGCCACUGCAGAUACCUCAUCAGGAAGUACAGGUUUGAAGAGAAAGCCAUGACAGAGCCUCUCAGUGCGCUGAGGUACCUGCAGAAUGACCUCUCCCUCACAGUGGACCACUCGGACCCGGACGAGACUAAGGAGUUCCAGCUCCUGCCCUCCGCGCUGUUCAAGUCCUCCUCCGACUUCAUCCCUCUGGGGUUUUCCGACGUGGAUCAGACGUACGCCCAGCGGACGCAGCUCUUCGAUACGCUGGUCAACUUCUUCCCCGACAGCAUGACCCCGCCCAAGGGUAACCUCGUCGACCUCAUCACCCUGUAGCCGCAGCAGCGGCCCCUCCCGCCCCAUUGCCCCGUAGCCACGGCGACAACACCCCCACGUCCCCCGCGCAGGGGACAGACGGCACCUUUUAAGACUCAUUUCAUAGGAACUACAACUAUUUUUAUAAACGCUAGUUCGGUGGGUGCUUACUGUGUGCCCAUUCUUCCCUCUGUAGGUCUGUAAAAAAAAAAGUGUAAUUAAGGCCUUGCCUGGGGGAGCGUCAUCGUAGGGGUGUAAAAAAAAAAAACAAAAAAAACAAAACGAAAACAAAGCAUAUUAGCGAGUGUACUUUAUGAGUAGAAAUAUGCUUGGGUUGUGUACAUUUGUUUAUUUGUUUUAUAGGUGCAUUUUUCUAUGGUUGGUGAGGAAGAAAUUGAUACAUCAGUGCAACCGAACGCCAAACUAUUUUUUUUAAUGAUUUGUUGGUGAACUCACGGACGGUAGUGGUGACGCUCUGUUGGCCGCGUUGCGUUCCCUCUGAAUCCGGGCCUCCUCCGCUCACAGAGUGUGACCACGCGUGUUCACGAUUUAUCAGUUACGAUUUUUCACUGGCGCACAAUCACACACACUUGCAUACAAUCUUGUGUGUGUACAUUUUGUGUGAAUUUCUGGUUUCUAUUUAUUUUUUGCCAGCUUCCAUAAUAUGUGAUUAAAAAUCCAACAUUUGCUUCAGUA